CAGAAGCUCCUCAAAACUCAAAAACAUCACGCACUUCGCUUCACCCGGUAUCCGUGCCUCAAUUUCUCGUCAGCGGGGCCCAUUCAAAGCGUGGGUAUCGAUUGAGGGACGGGAACCCGAGCCCGCCUUCUUUAUUCUCUCCUCCGACCUCUCGAAACACCCAAAAAAAUCUCGAGACUCGCCGCUCCAGAAAACCCUAACCCUAAGCACCAAAUCAAAACAAGAGUUUUUUCGUAAGAGACUCGGGGAUGGAUGUGAACAAAGCUCCUGAAGAAGAGCAGCAGAUGAAGGCUGAGGAUAAAGAGAAGCAAACGGUUGAGUUUGAUCCUAGUCGAAUGAUCGGCAUAAUCAAAAGGAAAGCACUGAUAAAAGAUCUUGCUGCUGCCUACCAUGCUGAGUGCGUGUCCUACUGUAAAGAACUUCUACAGCUUCAAAAAAAUUGGGAAAAGCAGCAGCAGUAUGCAGAAAGAAGAAUUCGAGACGGUUCGGAAAAGCAGAGGACGAGGCCCUCCAAACGCCAAAAGAAGGGGCUUUAGAAAUAAUGUUUCAGUUCUUUAGUGUUAAUUUCUUCACUCAAACGGUCCUCUUGAGGGUAAAACAGCAGAGACAAAGCUUGUCAUAGUUGUUACGAAGAAACCAAUUUGUAAUUCUAGCUUCGUUUGAUCCAAGUUUAUAUUGGUGGUAAAACUUUCGUUUGUUGCAUGUAGCAUGUGCAGCUCGUGCUUGAAACUGAAAUUGGACGUCUACAGGACUCUAAUUACUAAACACAGCUUCCAAGGUUCUGCC
Molecule: messenger RNA, 786 nt
Organism: Asparagus officinalis (garden asparagus)
Lineage: Eukaryota; Viridiplantae; Streptophyta; Magnoliopsida; Asparagales; Asparagaceae
Exons: 4
Coding region: 249-536 (95 amino acids)
Source: RefSeq, a predicted model, not a curated record